Molecule: messenger RNA, 3219 nt
Organism: Maylandia zebra (zebra mbuna)
Lineage: Eukaryota; Metazoa; Chordata; Actinopteri; Cichliformes; Cichlidae
Source: RefSeq, a predicted model, not a curated record
UCCAGGAAAGAAAUGUGGAACUAUUAUCCUGACUGCAGAGGAGCUGAGCAACUGUCGAGAUAGUGGCACCAUGCAGUUUUGUGCCAACAAGCUGGACAAAAAGGACUUCUUUGGCAAGUCGGACCCUUUCAUGGUUUUCUACAGAAGCAACGAGGAUGGAACGUUUACUAUCUGCCACAAAACAGAGGUGGUGAAGAACACAUUAAAUCCAGUGUGGCAGCCUUUUACCAUCCCAGUACGAGCACUCUGCAAUGGAGAUUAUGACAGAACAAUCAAAGUGGAGGUGUAUGACUGGGAUAGGGAUGGAAGCCACGAUUUCAUUGGGGAUUUUACCACCAGCUACCGAGAGCUAGCUCGAGGGCAGAGCCAGUUCAAUGUGUAUGAGGUGAUUAACACCAAAAAGAAAAUGAAGAAAAAGAAAUAUGUCAACUCUGGAACAGUGACCCUGCUUUCCUUCUCAGUGGAGUCGGAGUUCACCUUCUUAGAUUACAUUAAAGGAGGGACUCAGAUCAAUUUCACUGUGGCCAUUGAUUUCACAGCAUCUAACGGUAACCCCUCCCAGUCCACUUCACUGCACUACAUGAAUCCCUACCAGCUAAAUGCUUACGCCAUGGCCUUGAAGGCUGUUGGGGAGAUCAUUCAAGACUACGACAGUGACAAGAUGUUCCCGGCUUUAGGCUUUGGUGCCAAACUGCCGCCCGAUUGGCGGGUGUCACAUGAGUUCCCACUGAAUGGAAACAUUGAAAAUCCAUACUGCAAUGGUAUUGAAGGCAUCUUAGAGGCAUACCAUCAGAGUCUAAAGACAGUGCAGCUGUAUGGGCCGACAAACUUUGCUCCUGUGGUGAACCACGUUGCCAGAUACGCAGCGGCGGUGCAGGACGGCUCUCAGUACUUUGUGCUCCUCAUCAUCACAGACGGCGUCAUUUCAGACAUGGCCCAGACCAAAGAGGCCAUUGUAAAUGGUGCCAAGCUUCCUAUGUCAAUCAUCAUAGUCGGAGUGGGUCAGGCUGAGUUUGACGCUAUGGUGGAGCUGGAUGGUGAUGACAUCAGGAUCUCAUCCCGGGGGAAACUGGCAGAGCGAGACAUAGUUCAGUUUGUUCCUUUCAGAGAUUAUAUGGACCGGACAGGUAACCACGUACUAAGCAUGGCACGACUUGCUAAAGAUGUGCUAGCAGAGAUCCCUGACCAGUUCAUCUCUUACAUGAAGAGCCGGGGAAUCAAACCCAACCCGGCGCCACCUCCUUACACACCGCCGGGACACACACAUCACCACACUCAGAUCUGAUGCCCUCCUCUUUGGCUUUUCACUGAGGACUGACAAUAAUCAGCAGCUUCUCAGAGUCCAGUGGAAACUCUCUGCCUCCUGUUUUUUUUUUUUUUUUUUUGUGCAAAAGGAGAAGGGGCACCACGAAACGGGUGUUGAAUUUUGUGCUGUACACUCCAACGACUCUUGGAGUAGUACUUUCUGUUUUCCUGUGAUAUAUUCCUCUGUUUGGUUUCUCUUGAAGAGAAACUACAAACCUUUCAGGACUCGUGGGUAAAAGCCUUUUAGGCUGUGACUGUUUCAUGUCCAAUAUGACAGCAGGUUGGUUAAAAACGAUCAUGUUGUGGUUAAAACUUGUGCCUGUUUGUGGUUGUUUCUCUAAGUGUAUCAGGACAUGUGAACUUUAACCUGAACCUUGCUCGUCAGUCACUGGUGUGGCCUAAUACAGUGAAAUUUUUUAGGCACCUUUUUCCCUUCUGGAAUAAGUUUUUAUAUUUGGGAAUAUUUCUGUAUCUGCUGAUGCAACCGUUAUGAAGAAAGAAAAGCCGUAAGAGUGUCGUUUACAAUUUAUUACCCUGAAGAUUAAUCAGGCUUGUCAUACCAUGACACUUCACCACCUGUCCUUCAGAGAUUUAGCGAGUAAAUGUUUAUAAGAGCAUGUCAUAUAAGAGUUUAAGGCACAUAAUCCAGUAUUUAUUCUCAAAUGUUAUUCAGAGUGGCAUGGACCUUUGAUAGAUUGUUUUAACACCAUAAAAAUCUACCCAUUUUGAAGUGGUCAACAGUUACUUUAAGUGAGUUGGAUUGAAAAGCACAACCUGACUACACACAAGUGUAAGAAUUAUGAAGAUAAAAGGUUAACCCCACUUAAUCAUUCUGCUGCUAUUCAUUGUGUUUGAAGAAACUACAACUGAGAUACUUUUGCACCACAAUCAAAGGUGCAUGUAACUUUCUACACACAAGUUUUAAUACAGAGGCUUGUUCACCACAGGAUGUGUUGCACAUGAAGAGCAUUAACUACAGCCCCAUUUCCAAAAAAAUUGGGAAGCUGCAUAAACUGCUAAUAAAAACAGAUUGUUGUGAUUUCUAAAUCAUUUACAGUAAUCCCUAGAUUUACUUGAAAGUGCUACAAACAGAUAACAUGUCUGUUGAAAGAGACAAAUCAUUUUUUGGGGGGAAAAAUAUUUCUUCUUUUUGAAUUUCAUGCCAGCAACAGUCUUCAAAAACUUUGUGUCAGCGCCAAGAAAAAAAUGGGUAAGUUGUGUUGAGGCUGAGUCUUUCAGUGCGACUGCUCUUCUUCAUUCUGUGUCGGCAAAGAGUUUCACAAUUGAAGAAGGUCUCUCCCGGUAAAUAAAAAAAUAUUGGGAUUUCAUUAUCUUCCAUAUAUAAUAUUGUAAUGUCUGGAGAAAUCUCUGUAACACAAGAACAAGGCUGACACCCAAUGUUGUAUGACAACCAUGAAGUUCAACUGCCUCAAACGCCCUUUAUUUAAAAACAGACACAAUUCUGCAGAAAGAAUUACAGACUGAGAUCAGCAAAACUGUAAAACCCAGGAAAGAUGAUGUAAUGCUUUGGAUUAGAUGUAUGGUAAUCCCUUUGUUUUAAUAUUUCCUGAGCAAUCUUCAAACAUUGCAUCUUUCUCCUGCCUUAACAGAUGCUGCAUGAGCUCAUAGCUAAUUUGCAUGCGGUUACAGAAUGUAAGUACCAAGGCCAUUUCUCAGUUGUUACUGCUUAUCCCAUAUUUAAAACCUAACAAAAUGUGCUUUCAAUAAAAAAAGAAAUGAAAGUUCAAAGAAAUGCAGCUGUUAAACUGUCAGAGCGUGGUGAAGCAGAACACGUGACUCUGAAUGUUUAAAUUGCAAUUUUGUACAUGUUUGUCCAUAUAGCAGAAUAGUCACACCCCUAAACAUGCCCCUUUUUCUUUUUUCUUUUAUAUAUUGCUGGCAUUGAAUCCAAAU